CAACAACCACAACAAAUUCACCCAUUAUCUUUCACCAAUUUCAUCCUCAAAUCUCAAACCCCUCUUGAACCUAAACCUCCCAAAUCCUUCAAACUCCAUUAAAACAACAACCUCUCUCACACCCAUAACACCAAACCCACGAAAUUUCUUCCAUCUAACUCUAUUCUUCCAAAACCCAAAAUCAAAAACCCUUCAAAACCCUACACGAAAAUUCACCCAAAAACACCAUAAAUCUUCAUCUUUUCCAUCACUCACCCAUAACCCAUCACCCUUCUCAAUCUUUACCUUUCACACCAUGAAGAACAUAUUCAAAAAAUCCUCAAAAGACAAGGAAGUUGAAGUUGGGUCUUCAAAAUCAAGGUCAAAAGUGGUGAAGAAAAGGAGAGUAGUCCGAACUCCUACACCGUCACCUUCGCCUUCUCCUCCACCAUCACCGCCUAGAGAGCAAUCACCACCUCCUCCAACGCCGGUUGUGAUUGAAAUUCCUCGGUCACGUUUUGUUCGUCCAACGGCCUACAAUCGGUACCAGACUCUCAAAAGUAAGGACUUCAAACCUGAAAGGCGUCUCACUGAUGAAGUGCUAGCAUUUCCCUUAAUUGAGGCAGAAUUCCGCAACAGGCAUUGGUAUGAGUUUAAUUUCUGUCUUCGGUCUGGAAAUCGUACUUUAGCAUUAGAAUUUUUGAGUAAUGCAUGGCGAGUGAAAAAUUCGUCACCACGGAUUGCUAAAGUACGCGGGGUAGAUGUAGACUACUCCCCGGAAACUAUAAAUAGGAUAUUUCAUUUUAAUGUUCCUGAAUUCUGUGUUCUGAAUCAUCGACGUGAGAAUAGGGCAACCAUGGCAUCAGAUAAGCGUGAGGCUUUAAAAUCUCAGCUGACUGCACCCGGAAGUGUGUGGGUGAGACCUUCUAGGCAGCUCCCACCCCAGCGGUUUAAAACCGCUCAUUUGUUGGAUAUUCCACGGAUUUGGGCUGAAUUUUGGAUAAAUAACGUGGAGCCAAGUGGGAACAAUUCUGAGAUUCCUAUGGAUAUAGGGCUAGCACUCCAAGCUAUUUUGUUAGGUGAAGACAUAGACUUGGGCACAAUUCUGAGUGAUGAUUUGUCUGCAAUUAUCCAGAAAGAUCCCGGGUCAUAUAGUCUAACACACCUCUGUUUGAUCACUAAACUGUGUCUGGAUCAAAAUGUUGCUGCUUUUGAUGAUGAUCAAAUGGAAGAGCCUAGAAAAGUCACUACGGCUUUUGUUAGAGAUGUGAGAAGAAAGACUUUCGGGAAGACAUUCAUUCCAUUUGCUGAUGUGGAUGAUGUAAUGGAUUACACGGUUGAGGGAGGAGGUGAAGAAAGGGAGGAGAAUGUUGAAAAUGUGAUGCACCAUGAAGUGCCACAGGCUCCGGAGAUGGAGGGUUUUCCAGCUCCGCAAUUUGAUGUGAAUGUUCUUGCUGACAUGGUGUGGAAAAUGGACAUGAGCACCCAACAGGGCAUUGAUAUGGCGGACCACUAUGACACUUCAUCCGCCUUAUGGCAAGCAUCCAUGCGUUACCGGGAGCAAGUCCCGGCAUAUUUCUAUCCGAGAUAUCCAACAAUGCAUGAAUUUGAUGAAGCUCACAAUCAAAGAGUUAGGAGCAUGGCGGCUACACAUGAAAGGAACCGUGCUACCUACAUUCGCCAAAGGAGGGCAGCUGGCCUUCCAGAUGAAGGAGGGUCCUCAUCAAUGCAAUUUCCUGGAAAUCUGCCUCGUUUUGAUCAUGAUCACAACAUGCCCGAGCAGGAUUGA
Molecule: messenger RNA, 1768 nt
Organism: Trifolium pratense (red clover)
Lineage: Eukaryota; Viridiplantae; Streptophyta; Magnoliopsida; Fabales; Fabaceae
Exons: 2
Coding region: 296-1768 (490 amino acids)
Source: RefSeq, a predicted model, not a curated record